GCUGUCAACCAGCUCAAGAGCUUCAUGAGAAGCGCGCCAAACAAAUAUUUCGCAUUCUAAAUUCAACUGGAACAUGUAAUUGAUGGCUACAGAUUCUCAUGACAUUACCAUGGAAUUCUGCUAGCGACGUCUCUCACAAAGUUAAUUCCUGAAGCGCCACGACAACAGCAGCCUCUGAUACUACAACACCACCUAAACCAUCUUCACAGUGGCCUCCCUCAAGAAACAGUACGGAAGUCGACGCUAAUUCUGCCGCAAUGGAUCGACCUGAGCCAGGUCUCGUCAAAUGGUCGGCCAAUCCCCAGGUAGACAGCUUUGUGCAUGUCAAUCUUCAGCGACAAAUUGUGCAGCUCUAUGAACCAACAGGUCAUGCUCGCAACGGUCAAUUUGACUAUGUCAAGGGCGGUAAGCAUGAUGACUUUCCGCCGUUGACAACUUACGAUUGGUCUCCAUGCGAUCCAAGCUUACUUGCCGUGGGAACGGGCGCCGGAAUGGUUAACCUGCUGAAGAUUGAUGAUGGAUCCAACGCGUACCUAGAAUUAGGCGUCAAGAUGUCGCGAACCUGCCAUGCUGUUGCAUUUAAUACCACUGGCUUGCUAGCAGUCGGACUAGAUCGUGUGCGCAUGGAUUCUAGUCUGCAGGUUUGGGAUUUGGAGCGCUUGUCAGCGAUUGACAUUAGCCAGCGAGGCUUCCCCCAAGACGCGCUGAGCUAUGUUGACACGAAGAUUCGUCUUGAACCGAGUGUCUCCAUCUCUAGCAUCAAGUUCUUCGAAGACAGUCCUCAAACUUUAGUUGUUGGGAUAAAAUCCCAAGGUUUGCGAGUUCAUGAUCUGAGGAGUCCAACAAAUGCAAUCACUUUCCAAACAAAGUGCAACAACAACCUUGCUAUUGACUAUGCCGACCAAAAUUAUUUCGCCUCAUCUGCUCUAGACCACCCUGGUGUAUUAAUCUGGGACCGCCGUGCAACUUCUCGAGCUGUUGCGUCGCACUCAUACCUCCAAGCAGUUGACGAGGAUGACGUACCAUGGGGUGGCGCACUGCGCCUAGAUCGUGCCAUCGAGGCCGAUAUUGACCCAAAUUCCAGCGACAAUAAGCACUCUCUUAUCCGGUCGCUUCGUUACUGUCGCGAGCAGCGCGGUCUGCUUGCUGUUCUCUCGAGAACUGGGCAGCUCAAGGUCCUCGAGACUAACAAAGAAGUCCCAUCAUCCGAUAUGCCCAUGCAGGAAGGACCAGAGCUCGUACAGGUGCAAACAUCGCAUGAAAUGGAUGUAUCCUAUAGAGAGGCAUCGAACAAGAAUGAUCGUAUUGUUUCUUUCGAUUGGGCUACCUUAGGAUCACCUGGACUGCGACCAAGGCUGUUGGUAUUGAAGACCAAUGGUAGCUUUGGUAUUCUAGAGCAGCCAUCGAGAACUGCGGAUCAAAUUUAUAAACUAGUUCCAUGGCAAGCACCUCAUAGAGGGCUAGAUGCUGGUACACCAUACCAAGACAUCAUGCAAUUCCAAGAAAGCGAAUCUUCUGAAAUACUGGCACCCAUUCGAACACAACAUGUGCUGGAUAAUACACCGGUAUUUGGAAUUCCGAAAUCAAGGAUUGCGGCAAAUAUCUCAGCCCAACUAAAGUCGAUACCCUCUCCCAACCUUGAGAUUGAGCAUUUGGAUCAAAUUUCCCCCAAUCUCCCCGACGACUUCUACAGUGCAACAACAAUCGCUGGAAAAUUGCGAAGUAUCCGGCACUUUUUGCAAGAUGAGAGCAACGCUCCCGAGUCGACAACUGACGGAAAGAACGUCAGGUCACUGAGAAAAGGAGACGGCAACCUUUCUCUUGCAUCAAAUAGUCUAGAGUCGUGCAGAGAGUUUCACGAGGCUCUUCUUGGUACUCUGAUAUCCGAAGGCCUACCGCGCGAGGCCCAAGGCAUAGUAGAUCAUACCAUGCUACUACGUGCGAAAGAAAAGUACCUAUUCGAUGCCACACUGAAUCGAGAUAUUGUUGCAGAUGACCCUUGGAAGCGCUACCUGUGGGAUUGGGUAGCUGAUGCUGAGGAAGCAGCAGAAGACGGCGCCCUGAUUCUCUCAGGUGCCAACUUGAGCUACUUAGGAAUCCAGUCAAUCUGGACAAAUAACUUUGGACGAACGCCAGCUACACGCUUGGAGCCAGGAAUGACACCACCAGACACUCCACAACUAGAGCGCAGCAUUGCAGCAUACUGUAAAAAGCGACAUCUUAGAAAGUUCGACGCUGUCACAACGAAAAGGCCGUACCAUCGACAACUCUGUCUCGAAAUCUGUGGUUGGGGAGAUGCUGAGAGGCAUGAUCCAAAAGGCCUGGAUCGCCAGGCUGUGUCCAAAUACCCAACAGCAGUACACACCAUGGCAGCGUGUAGAGCGCUCUUUAAAGGAGAUACUGCUCGCGCUAUCGAAAUUCUCAAAAAGGCCAGCUCUUCACACCCUGAGCUUCUAUUUGUGUCUCUGGCACUUCAGCUUGUCGGACGCGGUAACUCGCAGUUAGCUAAAGAGCAGCUGGAUUUUGACGAGACUGUAGCGUCCAAGACAGACCCUUAUCUCCGUGCCAUAUCAUCCCUCAUUGCUACAGGCGACUGGACAACAAUUGCAAACCAGCGAACGCUACCUCUAGCUGAUAGAGUGUAUGCAGCAGUUCGCAACUUCACAGACGACCAGCUGACAGCAUGGCUAAACCAACAAGUCGAAUGCGCCAUCCAAGAAGGCGAUAUCGAGGGAAUCGUCCUCACCGGUAUUACUGAUUCGCUAGUCGACAUCUUCGCGCGAUAUGUCCAAAAGUUCCAGGACUACCAAACCGCAACCCUCGUCUUGUCCAUAUGCUACCCUCGCUUCAUUGACGAUAUUCGGUGCGAAGCAUGGCGCAAUGCAUACCGCGUACACCUCCAACGACACAAACUGUUCUUCCAGAGGACCAAAUUUGAGGUAGAAUCGACGAAGCGGUCCAAACGGGACGGUAUCCCGACCCUAAAGCCGCCUUCCCGCCAGAUAGCCCUUCGCUGCGUCUUCUGCGAUGCUGAAACGACACUCAGCAACCAGCAUGGCAACGGUACCUCUUCGAAUGCACCGCGCCCUGUAUCGUCUGCUAUGGAAAUGCGCAACCCUCUCCUGGCGACAAGCAUCAACGCAGGUGUCAGCUGUCCUAACUGUGGCCGCCACCUGCCGCGAUGUGUUGUCUGCCUCGAGGUUGUCGGCGUCCCGCGCUCUGAUAAGCCGGAAGAGAAGGAGGAAACUAAAAUGGCUGGGCGCUUCCCUACUUUUUGCCUACGAUGUGACCACGUCCUGCACCUUGAUCAUGCAAGACAGUGGUUUGCUAGGCAUUCAGAAUGUCCAGUGCCAGAAUGUCGCUGUCGAUGCAACUUCCGAGCAAACGCAGAGCUGAAUUAUAGUUAAUGCUCUUGCAGUUUCUCCUAUUAGGAUUUAUGGGGCAGUCUAGACCAAGGAAGAGAUGUUAAAAUACUUGAUAUGUAUCAUUUGCGCUUUUCGCUGUAUACGCCGUGACUAUGUUCUUUAAAUAAAAAUGUGGUAGCAAGAUCGGUUUGAAAGAUGAGGCCAAAAUACUCCUCGCCAAUGUGUAGUCCAUCCCGGCUCUAUAUCCGGAGCUUGUAUUGUUUUAUAAUCUGAUGUUGCUUGGUAUCAGAAUUCCACCCCAUAUGUACCAUCCGUUCGCUCUGCCCUGUCAUGAUAAGUAGCCUCGUAACGGGAGGCGCAAGCAACUCUACGGCUGCGCUCUAUCGCCGCUUAUGCAAUUAUCGUCCAUUUCUUCUGUACUUCAUUUCGUCUGGCACCAUGCAUGCUCUGUUACCUGAGUGAUUGUAUAUCGUUGGUCAACGUCGCGGUUGAGCAUGCAACGGACGAGGUCAAUGCUCUCAUCGCUGAGGGUAUACGGGACUCGUAAAUCCCGAUCCAUGAUUUCGUCUAUGCUGUAGAAGGGGUUCUCCUUGUAUAUAAUGGUGUAGAGAAGGAUGCCCAGGGCCCAGACAUCCUGUUCUUUGCCGCCGUACGGCUUUCCUGCCAAUACUUCUGGUGCAGCGUAGUCUGUAGUUGGUUAGCAUAUGCUCAAGAUAGUUCAAACCUGUAUGAAAACUUACCAAUAGUACCAACAAAGACAUCAAAUGGCCCACUCUUAAUAUAUGCAGCGCUUCCAAAGUCAAUGAGUUUGAUGUUUCCUUCUCCGUCCAAGAUGACGUUUUCGUCCUUGAUAUCGCGGUGUACAACAAGAGCUCGAGUGUGCAAGAAAUCAAUGGCUUGUACCACUUGAACGAAGAUGCUUCGGCACUCUGACUCGUCCAUAUUUGCUCUCAACUCAAUAUAGUCAAAGAGAUCCAUGCCAGGAAGGCCGUGGGGAGCCAUCUCGAUAUAAUAGUUGACGUCGUCUUCGAAGAAGCUUUCCAUUUCGACAAUAUUGGGGUGGCGGAAUUCGGGUCGUCGUAGAUAUUCGAGAACAUGAAUCUCCAGAGGCACUGUACCGAGCUUGCGAUCUCUAGUCCACGUAUCCACCAAGAUGCGACGCUUCGUAACGUAUUUGAGUACAACCUUCUUGCCAGUUUGCUUGUCUCGAGCCAAUUUGACUUGACCAUAGGCACCUUGGCCCAUAUCUUCUAAUAUUGUAAAGUCUGCAAUGGUCUUUUUGCGAUUAGGGUCUGCGACAGUAGUCGAAUCUUCUGCCACUGGGGCGGUCGAAUCUUGGCCGUCACUGGGUUGCGCCUUGCUGGUAGUCUCUUGUAUCACUUGGCCAGAUAAGGGAGUCUUCCGCGUGGCUUUCUCUUUCGACUCAUCUGAAUCGGAGGACAGCUCAAGCGGUGUACGGGCUGGGGUUUGUCCAGGCGACGGCUGAUGCAAUGGUGUAGAAAUGCCAGACUCCUGCGUCGUGUUAAAGUCGAAUCUGUUUGCCGAAGCAUGAAUAUGGCGUGAGUAUGUAAUCCAGAGAGCAAAAACCAUUUCAGUUCGCUGGGCAGUGAACCUUUCACUUCUAGCAUUGCUAUCGUCUUGAUCUUCAUCGUUGUGUUCCUCAACGGUUUCAUGGGCCAGCGGCGUCUGCUUUUCACUUUCCACUACCCUCAUCUGCACAUCGAUCUUCAAGUCGGACCCGUCUCGAUGUUUGGCUAACAGUCCGUCUGGUUGUAGGAACGAGGCAGCUGCGUCGGGUUUCUGUUCCUUCAAAGCCGUGAAGGCUGCAGCUCGUCGAAAACGGUGUUCAGGGAUAACCAUUCCAUCUAACAGCUGUAGACCAUCCUCGUGGGUGAGUGUUGCAACAACCUUGUCGAAAUCAGGAAUCAAGGCCGUAAUAUGCAUGCCAUCUGGCUUUUCAAAUCCAAAUAAUGCACCACAGAAGACAGCGUUAGAGCUCUUGAUGUUGAACGUUGAAGGAUCAACUACAAUGAUACCCGCCAUAUGGGGGAAUGUUGAAACUCGUAGCUCAAGCUUUCCUCUAACUUGCUCUACCAUGCAAGGGAGAUUGACCUCUCUGCGGUUUGGGCAAGUAAAGUACUUGCGCUUGGUAGUUUGGGCGAAAUCAACCUCGCCAGUUGUAGGGUCAAAGCCUUGCCUUGGUAUCCGAGGGAUCAGUGUUGCAAUAUCAGUCUGGGGCUUGACAUCCUUCAGUCCCCAAAUCGGCUCUGUUGAACCAGAUAUGCUUUUCACAAUGCCAUCCUCGUCUAGGAUAACAUUCGCAACGUCCUCAUGGAUUUCCUCUACAACCCAGAUAAGGCCAAACCGUUUCUCUUUAACCCACAAACUGGCUGAGCCAGUGGCACCAUUUCGUUUUUGAAUGGGUACCACAUCACCACAGAGCAAUACACCACGAGAUAAGCUGCUACGAUGGUUCCCAGUACCUCGGACUGUUGGUGGAGCUGGGUCACCGCUAUGGACAGUUUGGGCUCGUCGAGGGCUUGACUUUGCGGACUGAGACCGCGAGUUUGGCUUGCUCAGUAACUGGGCUGUGAUUCCAGAUCGACUGCUGAGAAGGGCGUUUGUAGUCGGUGCUGGUGGUACUGGUACUGGAGAAUUUCGGCCAGAACCGGCGAUUUGGUCCGGAUUUUGUAGCUUUCUUUCCAACCAUGCUCUGCGCUCUUCUUGUACAACUUCCAAAAUACCCAUCUUGCGAACCUCUGCUUUGGUUACACCAAAUAACAGACACGCGAGAUCAUUAGCAGCUAGGAUCGUCCACGGGGGUUUAGAUUCUGUUGUGAAAAUAGCUUGUGCGGCAGGAACCCAUCUAUUUGUAUGACCAUGGACAGCGGGGUUAAUAGCACUCGGGAACUUGGUUGAGGAUGCUAAUUGCGGAGUAAGUGUUGGCGAUAUAACCUGAUCGUCGUAGCUGGGCUGACUAGUCAAGAAAGGUUGGCCUAUUGUGUCCAUCAACUUUUCUUGAAUAGAGGCGGCAUACACAUCGGUCAUAGUUCGGGUCAGGCUUGUUGGUCGCUGCGGUCGUGGAGAUGCUGCAUCAACCACGAUAGUAGCUUCCUUGGGGCCUUGAUUAGCGUCCGCAGGUUUUGAUCGGGGGGAUGGCGGCGCUUGGUCAUCGUUAUCUCGAGCUGGCCGUGAUUUAGUCCGUAUUUCAACUGGUGAUCCCAUCUCGUCUAUCUCAUCGGGCUCUUCUGUUAGGGUUGUAGGUAGAAAAUGUUUUUCAAAGACAUUCUCAGCCGACAUAUCCGCGGGUCCUGUCAAAGGAGCAGCCACCGCCUCAUCUACGUUAGGCAAGUUACCAGCUCCGAUUAUCUGUGCUCUGGCGAGAAGUUCGAGCAUAUUCUGUGUAUCGAUAUCCCCAGUCACUCUAGCUUGGGCACUAGCAAGACCAGCUUGAGUUGUAUUGACCGACCAUCCCAUACGGUCCUUCAUAAAUUCGAUAGAUCGUUUCAAGACGCUUUGUCGGUUAUGCAAAAAGUCUUCGGAUUGAUGUGCGAAUGAGAAGGAGUGAAGGGAUUCGGAAGGAAAUCGCGUCAAGUCUUCUGAGAAACUGGGUGAUGUCGGACCAGCCGUAAGGGACAUUGGAGG
[Torrubiella] hemipterigena is the source of this 7010-nucleotide messenger RNA. NCBI's taxonomy places the organism in Eukaryota, Fungi, Ascomycota, Sordariomycetes, Hypocreales, Clavicipitaceae. The record is from the annotation of a GenBank genome assembly.